This is a messenger RNA of Hevea brasiliensis (rubber tree), 893 nucleotides long. RefSeq lists its product as uncharacterized. The record is from RefSeq and is a predicted model, not a curated record. The coding region runs from base 127 to 639 and encodes 170 amino acids. Gene Ontology annotation, cellular component: chloroplast. The transcript is spliced from 3 exons. NCBI's taxonomy places the organism in Eukaryota, Viridiplantae, Streptophyta, Magnoliopsida, Malpighiales, Euphorbiaceae.
GGCGAUAUCCAGGUGUGGGGCCAGAGAUACACAGUUCAAGUUGAAGGCUUGAAGCUAGUGGCUGUUAGGCUGUUAUCCAAUCCUUUCCCUGUACACAGUAUAGACAGAGGGAGAGGAAGAGGUAGAAUGGCAAUCACCCUACUGUCAAUACCAACACCUCAUCAAACCCUUUUCUCUCAUCGCCUUUAUGCUAACAGCAACUCAUGCUUACAUGGGUCAGCAGCUCUUCUUAGAUACCCAUCUAAGUCCUUCAUUCUUCUCUCUUCUUCGUUUCCUUCUUCCUUAACUUCUGUUGCAGAAGAUAAUCCUCUGCCACCUCCACCAUGUGCUCGUCCUGUCCAGUCAGAAUCUGCGACCGUUGAUUCUGGGGAGCCUCCUGUCGGGGGUUGUAAGGCCUGUGGGAGACAGGAAAUUGAGAAGGGCUGCAAUGGAGAAGGAAGGAUUCAAGGUGGGAUUGCAACAUUUCCAGGGUUUGGUUGGUGGCCAAUAAAGGCUUACAGACCAUGUCCUGGAUUUGUGGCAUCUGGUGGCAGGUAUAGGCGGCAAGGGCAAAGCAUGGAUGAAGUUGCCUUUGGGAGGGGGGAGAAAAGAACUCGUACAGGAAGCAGCACUGAGGUUGAAUCCAGCAACAAAAGGUGAGAUCCAAGGAGAUUUAAGAGGUAAUCUUAGUGGAAGGGGAUGUGUUAAUGUGAUAUCCCUCAUCCGUCUACAGUGUAGCGGAGCAAGGCAUGUCACACUCGGUGCCAAAACACCCUAUCUUAUCUUAUCUCAAUUUAUUACUUCUUAAUUAUCACAUUUAAUUUUCAUUAAAUUUCUGUGGAGAAAUUGACGGAGUUUCCCCUCAUUUCUUAAUAAUUUGACGAUUUUUCACCUGUGUGAAACAAUUACAAUUA